ACACCCACCCCCUCCUCCUCUCCUUCCCCCCUUCUCUCUCUCUCCGAGAAGAGAAGAAGGAAGCAGUCGUCACGCUCACCGACCGACCGCUCGCUCGCUCCACGCGAGGAGGAGGAGGAGGAGACGACGACGACGAGGCACCACUGAGGCGAGCCAUCUAGAGGCUGCGGACUAGGAAGGAAGGAGGGGGGAAAAAACUUGGGAAAAAACUAAACGCAUCACAGGAGGAGCGAGGUGGGAAACCCUAGUCAAAGCCGCCGCCGCCGCCGGUGGUGUUGGAGGAGAAGACGGAUCUGGCCGCCGCCGAUCGCCUGAUAUAUUUUCCUACAAAAGGUCAAUUGUAGCUUUCAAAAAGUAGGUGCUGUUGCCCCAGAAGAUUAAUAUCGGGUCCAGUAGUUUCUACAGAUUCAAGCUAUAUGCAUUUACACAUGACAUGGGAUCUCGAGGAAGGAUGUUAUUUGACCUUAAUGAGCUCCCAACAGAAGCUGAAGAAGAAGAAGCUGCUGUCGUUGUGUCACAACCUCAGAAGACCCUUCCUGUCCCCACAGCAGGCCCCUCUUUGUUUCCGCAACAGGAAGUAACACAGUCACAGGGAAUAUUGAACAACAAUGCCUUCAAGCAUGCAUCAUCUGGUUCAGGUUUUCAACCUUUUGUGAGGAGCAAAGAUUCACAAAUUACAAAGGAGCCAAUUAAGGCAGAAGGUAGUUUGACUGCUAGUGUAGCCACUACAUCUAUGGUGACCAAUGAUGUUGGUAAACUGAUUGAGCCCUCCAAUCAGAUUUCUCAGGCAGCUGAAAGAGAAGAAGGUGAGUGGUCUGAUGCAGAUGUUGCUUCUGACACUGCAGGGAGUAGUCUAAGCAACAAAGAAGAGUCGUCUGGUACUGCAACUACACAGGUGAAAAGAGAUUUCCAAGUAAGCGAACCUACUGCUGUUAAAUCUGGUGACAUGAAUAAAGAUGAGGCUGCUGCUGAGCCUAGUGACACUGAAAUGGUGGAUGCGCCUAAGGAUCAAGUGGUACGUGGUCCCACAGGACUCGAGAGCACGAAAAAUUUGGAAAAUAAAGGAAAUCAGCCCGGGGAUGAUUCAGAUCCGUCCAACAAGUCAAAGGAUGUUAGAGGUGUAGAAGCCAAUUAUGCAUUGAGGUUUGCGAGUAACCCUGCAAAGAGACCUAAGUUGGAUGAACACAAAGAGGCAAUGCUCGGUAAAAAGAGAGCCAGGCAAACAGUGUUCAUUAAUGUUGAAGAUGCGAAGCAAGCUGGCACGAUGAAGACGUCAACACCCAGAAGGCAGUCGUCCUUUCCAGCGCCAAUUGUCACACGUACUGUGAAGGAAGCUUUUCGCAAUGCUGGUGGUAUUGCUGAAAGAGCUGGAGAAAAACAAAGCCAGUCAGCCAUCAGGGAUCAGAGGCAAUCUGAAACUGGUUCGGAACGGAGUAAUUCUGCAGACCCGACUGAUCAAAUUUCUGAAUCCAAUGGUGAUGCUGAGAUGGGGUCUCAAGGUAGGCCAAAGAAAAUGAAUGCUGAAGAAGCCCUUGCAGAUGGUUAUCAACAAUCAAUGCCAAGGCAGUUAAAGGGCAGACAAAUCUCUUCUCAGAGAUCAGCUGUAACAGGACAGAAUAAUGCUGAUCAGAAACCAGUUAAUAAAAGAUCUCUUGUUUCAAAAAAACAAACUACAGCAAAUAACAUGCAAUAUCAAGACACAUCCGUUGAGCGACUUAUACGUGAGGUGACAAGUGACAAGUUCUGGCAUAAUCCAGAGGAGGCAGAACUUCAAUGUGUCCCUGGAAGUUUCGAAUCUGCUGAGGAGUAUAUUAGAGUUUUCGAGCCUUUGCUUUUUGAGGAAUGCCGCGCUCAGCUAUAUAGUUCCUAUGAGGAGAGUGUUGAGUCUGUAUCAAGGGAUUCACAUGUCAUGGUGCGUGUGAAAACUGUGGAUAGGCGUGAAAGAGGAUGGUAUGAUGUUGUUGUUCUACCCAUGCACGAAUAUAAAUGGACUUUCAAAGAAGGUGAAGUUGCAGUUUUGUCAUUUCCUCGGCCUGGUUCAGCUUCCCAAUCAAGUAGAUCUAACAGACGGAAUGCUGGUUCAAAUGAAGACUCUGAGUCGGAGUGUGGACGACUUGUUGGUACAGUCAGGCGCCAUACGCCUAUUGAUACACGUGAUCCCAUUGGGGCAAUUAUUCACUUCUACCUUGGGGAUUCAUUUGAUUCUAACAGUGAGACCAAUGUUUUGAGGAAACUGCUACCUCGGAGUACUUGGUAUCUGACUAGUCUUGGUUCCCUUGCAACAACACAAAGGGAAUAUGUUGCCUUGCAUGCCUUCCGCCGUCUCAAUGUUCAAAUGCAAAAUGCUAUUCUUCAGCCAAGUCCAGAGCACUUCCCCAAGUAUGAAGAGCAGCCACCUGCUAUGCCCGAUUGUUUCACUCCAAAUUUUGCUGAUCACUUGCAUCGUACUUUCAAUGGGCCUCAGUUAUCAGCAAUUCAUUGGGCUGCGAUGCAUACUGCUGCUGGUACAAGCAAUGGAGCGGUGAAGAAACAAGAACCCUGGCCUUUCACAUUAGUGCAGGGGCCGCCAGGGACAGGAAAAACCCAUACCGUGUGGGGAAUGCUAAACGUUAUCCAUCUUGUUCAGUAUCAACAUUACUAUGCUGCUCUUCUCAAAAAACUUGCUCCUGAAAGUUACAAGCAAGUUAGUGGUAACACGAGCAACAGCUCGGAGGCUGUUGCUGCAGGGUCCAUUGAUGAAGUUUUACAGAGUAUGGAUCAGAACCUUUUCCGAACCCUUCCCAAGCUUUGUCCCAAGCCACGGAUGCUUGUAUGUGCUCCAUCAAACGCUGCCACAGAUGAGCUGCUUGCUCGUGUUCUUGAUCGUGGUUUCAUAGAUGGUGAGAUGAAGGUCUAUCGCCCUGAUGUUGCCCGUGUUGGAGUUGAUUCACAGUCUCGUGCUGCACAGGCUGUUUCAGUUGAGCGGAGGACUGAUCAGCUGUUAAUGAAGGGCCGUGAUGAAGUGAUUGGGUGGCUACAACAGCUAAAACUCCGUGAGCAGCAGUUAUCACAGGAGAUAGCCUUUCUACAAAGGGAUCUUACCGUGGUUGCAGCAACUGGCAGAUCGCAGGGUUCAGUUGGAGUAGACCCAGAUGUGCUUGCUCAAAGGGAUCGUAAUCGUGAUUUUCUACUCCAGAAGCUUGCUGCUUCAGUAGAAAGCAGGGACAAAGUAUUGGUGGAGAUGUCACGCCUGCUGAUAUUGGAAAGCAGGUUCCGUGUUGGCAGCAACUUCAAUAUGGAAGAUGCUAGGGCUAGUCUAGAAGCCAGUUUUGCCAAUGAAGCAGAAAUUGUUUUCACAACAGUUUCAAGCAGUGGUCGCAAAUUAUUUUCCCGCCUUAGUCAUGGUUUUGAUAUGGUUGUUAUUGAUGAAGCUGCUCAGGCUAGUGAAGUAGCAGUCCUCCCUCCACUUUCACUUGGUGCAGCUAGAUGUGUGUUGGUUGGUGAUCCACAACAGCUCCCUGCUACUGUUAUCAGCAAAGCAGCUGGGACUUUGCUCUACAGCAGGAGUCUCUUCGAGAGGUUUCAGCAGGCUGGUUGCCCUACCAUUUUGUUAUCAGUGCAGUAUCGGAUGCAUCCCCAGAUCCGUGAAUUUCCAUCAAGAUACUUCUAUCAAGGGCGCCUUACAGAUAGUGAAAGUGUAGUCAAAUUGCCUGAUGAGGCGUAUUAUAGAGAUACAUUAAUGGCACCUUACAUAUUCUAUGACAUCUCACAUGGUCGUGAAUCUCAUAGAGGUGGGUCAUCUUCUUUCCAGAAUGUUCAUGAGGCACAGUUUGUUUUACGAUUGUAUGAGCAUCUUCAGAAGUUCUUGAGAGCUAAUGGUGGCAAGAAAGCAUCUGUUGGUAUAAUCACACCGUAUAAGUUGCAGCUGAAAUGUCUUCAGCGGGAAUUUGAGGAGGUCAUGAGUACUGAGGAAGGGAAGGACAUCUACAUAAACACAGUUGAUGCUUUUCAAGGACAAGAGCGUGAUGUGAUUAUUAUGUCAUGUGUCCGUGCCUCAAAUCAUGGUGUGGGUUUCGUGGCAGAUAUACGGCGUAUGAAUGUUGCUCUUACUAGAGCUAGGAGAUCUCUAUGGGUUGUUGGUAAUGCCAAUGCUCUUAUGCAGUCAGAGGACUGGGCUUCACUUAUAUCAGAUGCAAAGGCCAGGAAAUGCUUUAUGGACCUUGAUAGCAUUCCCAAGGACUUCCUUGCCAUGAAGGUCUCUAACACUCCAGGUAGAAACUCUUCAAAUAACAUGAGGAACAUGAGGACGGGUGGACCAAGGCCGAGGCAUUUGGAAAUGCUUCCAGAUUCCAGGGUUAACAUGAGGCCUGAUGAGGAUGAGCGUUCUAACUCUGUUCCAAGAAAUACCAGUUACAGAAAUUUGGAUGAUCUGGGGCGUCCUGGUGAUAGGUCUAGAGAUAAUCUGCCGUUUGGAAUGCCUAGGAGGCCAAAUUCGUCGAAUGGUUCGAGGAGAGAAGUGUAAGCAUGGCUGUAACUGUACAUUUGCUUGGUCUGUGCAAGCCUUGGUGGACCUUGGAUUGGACAAGGUGACAUCUUUUCAGAAGAUGUACACUUGCUCUGCCGUGGAUUGGACGGUGAUGAGGUGUUGGUAUUUGCAGCACCAGAGGAAUCACCAUGAAGCAAAGCCUCUAGUGACAAUGGGUUGCAAGCCUCAGCCGCCUGCACCUAGCGAUGCUGUUUCGUUGGCUGGGUUUGGCUCUUGAUAUCUAAUGGAGCAAAGCUGCUUCAUGUCCUCGGUGUUUUGGAAAAUCACAUGAAAUUUCCAUAUCUGGUGACCAGAAUUGAGGAAGGCUGUCAGCUGGACAGAUUAUGCCUGACAUUGCAAUGCUUGCUUUUUAGCAUGCUUUAACAGAACCUAUCAUCUCAUAGAUAUACAUGCAUGGGCAUUUUCAUUUUGAAACAUACCAGGAGAAAAAAAAUCUCACUGGCUCUAGAGCAGGUUAGGUUUCAAGCAUCUGUUGCAAGAUUGCUUCUGCAGCAAACAUUCAUGCUUGAUAUGUCCUGUAGGAUUAGUAUGCUAACAUAGGCAGGGCUUUUGUAACAUAUGACAUAAGCUCCCUCUGUAUACAAAAUCCGCAUCUAGAAAAAGUUGAUUAUUUGAUUCAGCUGUCAUGUUGUUACCUCUGUUCCUGUUGCACAUGGUCGCCGAAUGCUGUAUCGUGUAUAUAUUGUAAGCUCACAUAAAUUUUCCACAGCAUGUUUUAAUUUGUAUUUUUUUU
Oryza brachyantha (malo sina) is the source of this 5258-nucleotide messenger RNA. RefSeq lists its product as uncharacterized. The record is from RefSeq and is a predicted model, not a curated record. The transcript is spliced from 8 exons. Gene Ontology annotation, molecular function: helicase activity. Lineage: Eukaryota; Viridiplantae; Streptophyta; Magnoliopsida; Poales; Poaceae. Bases 434 to 4501 code for a protein of 1355 amino acids.